UGUUCACAGACGUUUCAAAGCCAGAUGCAGUCGCCAGAGCUUCAAGACGGCGUCAAGCGGCCAUGCACCGUAGCACCAAGUGUCUUGCCCCCCGAGGUGUUGGAGACCAUCGCGGGCUACAUCUCGUGCCCGACAGCGUUCAUGGCGCUGCUCGCCAGCAUCCCGCGCGCCGCGUGGACACCACGACUGCAAUGUUUAUACACGUUGACGACUGUCGCCGGCGUUCGCGUGCGCUGGCCGACGAUUUAUCUGGAUGACGUGGCACUCCCAGAAGCAACGUGGCGCAUGCUACAAAGCGCUUUGUCGCUUCGCGUAGAAAUUGCACUGGAAGGCAUCGCGUGCAGUGCCGAUUUACUUACCGCAACCAACCGGCUCGGCAAACAAAGUAUUUCGCGCGUUCAACUCCGUCUGACGAAGCUGGCAAUGCCCGAGUGCGAGGCGCUGCGCGAUGCACUCCUCGGUUGCACGGCGGUGAAGGCUCUGGAGAUUGAGAUUGCGACCGACGUGUCCCGACACCGCCCUGCACUCGACGCGCUUUUGACUGCCAUUUGUCAUCCUCACCUGGCGGUGUUUGAGCUUCGACUUUGCAGUGCGCGCGGCCCGCACCGCUUGCAUGCAACCUUUGCCCGCUACUUGGCGGAGUGGCUGCGCUUCGGGCGUGCCACGAGCCUGCACCUAAACGACAUCGACCUCGAUUUGAGCGUCGAUCCGACACUCGGUCCCGCGCUUGCGCUUGCGUUUCGACAAAGCCCGUCGCUCGCCGAGGUGUCGCUUACGCGCGUUGGCUUUUUCCAGCACUGUCUUUACGAGACGCACGUUGGCCUGUCGUGGCCACGCCGGCUACGGGCGCUCUCCAUCCAAUAGCAAGAAGCAGCGAAAAGCCGCAUAUAUUGGAAGUAUGCACUAGAUUGCACCAAUAGAGCAAUAUCAUAUCGCACAACGAUGUGAGCUGACAAGACUGUAUGAAACCCACUGCUCAACCCGGUGGCGUCGCUCACUCGAAAUACGAACUCCUAAAUAGCGUAAAUCGAAGGAAUUAUCAAAAG
This is a messenger RNA of Saprolegnia diclina VS20, 1046 nucleotides long. RefSeq lists its product as hypothetical. The record is from RefSeq and is a predicted model, not a curated record. Lineage: Eukaryota; Oomycota; Saprolegniomycetes; Saprolegniales; Saprolegniaceae. The transcript has a single exon. Bases 25 to 864 code for a protein of 279 amino acids.